Messenger RNA from Macroventuria anomochaeta, 805 nucleotides. RefSeq lists its product as uncharacterized. Bases 26 to 805 code for a protein of 259 amino acids. The transcript has a single exon. Lineage: Eukaryota; Fungi; Ascomycota; Dothideomycetes; Pleosporales; Didymellaceae. The record is from RefSeq and is a predicted model, not a curated record.
UAAAAAGUAAAAUUGGAGCUGGAAAAUGGCUAGGACGUUGGGAGACCGAGGCAACGUUAUGGGUGAUUGGGCGGGACCGCGCCGGGAUUCACGACAUGACUUUAGCAAAGCGCUUAUCAGCUUCACAGCUUUGCGCCGUACCCAACUCGACUUCUUGUAUCCCUUGAGAACUGUCGAGAGCUUCGAUCAGCUGAAGCAACUGCCCAACCUUACGGAACCAGCCCUAUUCGACCCUUUCAGCUCCAGCCUGCGUCUUCUCUCAUGCCACCUUCGACAUCGUCGUCGACGAAACCCUCUUCUGGCCAAUCAACGGCAGCCCACCUCCUUCGUGGCGCAUAUGGAAAGCUUGACUGUCAUGUUCCAUCCUUCUACUCCUUCAGAGUCCUGGUGUUUCAAGGGACUGCCUGGUGUGGGUGCGACCGAUGGUUAUGAAGCGACAUCAGCUUCAUACCCUCCGCCUUUGACUACUGACGCAGAGUAUGAUGAACAUGAUGAUGUCGCGGACCUGUACUGGACAGAAGAAGUGCGCAGAUUGUCAUCCCGCGUGGAACCGAACAACGACAUUUUAGUGCCAUUCCUGACAGCAUUCCCAAAGGCCGCCGCGUCGAUGACUAAACUGAAGGAGGCUGUGCUCUGGUCACCGCUUCAAUCCAAUCCACCUAGUGUCGAGGCAUACGACGACUUCUGUUUCGAACAAGUGUCUAAUUUCUUAGAUUGGAGUGACGUGGGCCUGGCAUGGAGGACGGACGAAAGAGCGUUCAUGAAUUUCCCCGGUAAGGACUUCUGUAGCAGUCGUCAACUCUAG